CCUGCCGGCCCCGCCGAGCCCUCCCAAGCUCAGCCCCCGGCAAUGAGCAGCGCUCUCUCCUCGCCUUCCUGCAAGGGCUCAACUCCACUUUCAGCGCCUCCAGACUUUCUCUGCCUGUGCCGUGCCCUCCCUCUGGUCCAGCUCCUCCUGUGCCUGCCUCUCUGUGUCGGCGCUACCCCGUUAAAAGGCUGCUGCUCCCGCUCCGCUGAACCAGAGCUCUGCCUGCCUUGAUCGGGAUGAAGGCUGGAGGUUACCGGCGAGGGAAAGGAGAACUCUAGGCAGCUUUCCAUUUGCCAAGUGAGCAGUAAUUGCAAGAAGACAGCCUCCCCAGCUGGAAUCAAUAGUCUGCUUUCUUGCUGCUAAGGGCACUUUGGAGCAGCAGUAGGUCACUGAAGUAACUUCAGCACACACUGCUGACUGCGGAGUUGUAAAGAACUACAUGCAAGUGGCUGCAGUAGUGCUGGAAAACGCUUUGCUGUUACCAGGGACACAAUAGUUUUCAAGUCAUUAGAGCUUCGAUUCUGCUCCGCUCCUUCCAUUACACAGAGAGGGUCAUUCUUUGCAGGAAUGAGGAUGGAGCUGUGAAUUUUUCUUUGCCGGUGUUCCAGUGUCCCCUUCCAGUGGAAGGGGGUAAGAGUGGGGGGAAAGAAGCUUUUAGAAACAAACCCCCACUGCUGCUGAACUCAGCUUCACCUGAAUUUCCCCAAACCUUUCCAGGCACAGAGAGGCACAAUGCCAGAGAACCUGAAUCUUCUUCGGGCUUUUGGGGGCUUUUUCUUUAUCUUCUGGACAGCUUUUAACACAGCCUUAGUGGAUGUGGUUGGAUCGGAGCAGCAGAUCCCCUUGUCAGUUGUAAAGCUCUGGGCCUCAGCCUUUGGUGGAGAGAUCAAAUCUAUUGCAGCCAAAUACUCAGGUUCCCAGCUCCUACAGAAGAAAUACAAAGAAUAUGAGAAGGAUGUUGCAAUAGAAGAAAUUGAUGGCCUUCAGCUUGUGAAAAAGUUAGCAAAGAAUAUGGAAGAAAUGUUUCAUAAGAAGUCUGAAGCCGUACGGCGUCUUGUUGAAGCUGCAGAAGAUGCUUACCUGAAGCAUGAAUUUGAUGCUGACUUACAGUAUGAGUACUUCAAUGCUGUGCUCAUAAAUGAACGAGAUGAGGAAGGGAACUAUCUGGAGCUGGGGAAGGAGUUCAUCCUGGUGCCAAACGACCACUUCAACAACUUGCCUGUGAACAUCAGCCUGAGUGAUGUCCAAGUACCCACCAACAUGUACAACAAGGAUCCAGCCAUUGUAAAUGGAGUUUAUUGGUCAGAAUCUUUAAAUAAGGUGUUUGUUGAUAACUUUGAUCGUGACCCUUCUCUCAUCUGGCAGUACUUUGGAAGUGCAAAAGGAUUUUUCAGGCAAUAUCCAGGAAUUAAAUGGGAACCUGAUGAGAAUGGAGUCAUUGCAUUUGACUGCAGAAACAGAAAGUGGUACAUCCAGGCAGCAACUUCUCCAAAAGAUGUGGUAAUUUUAGUGGAUGUCAGUGGCAGUAUGAAAGGGCUUCGCCUGACUAUUGCCAAACAGACAGUUUCAUCUAUUUUGGAUACCCUUGGAGAUGAUGACUUCUUCAAUAUAAUUGCUUAUAAUGAAGAACUCCACUAUGUAGAGCCGUGCCUGAAUGGAACAUUAGUUCAAGCAGACAGAGCCAACAAAGAGCACUUCAGGGAACACCUUGACAAACUUUUUGCAAAAGGAAUUGGAAUGCUGGACAUUGCUUUAAAUGAAGCUUUCAACAUGCUCAAUGAAUUCAAUCACACAGGACAAGGAAGCAUUUGCAGCCAGGCCAUAAUGCUGAUCACUGAUGGAGCUGUGGACACAUAUGAUACCAUAUUUGCAAAAUACAACUGGCCAGACAGAAAAGUCCGUAUUUUUACCUAUCUGAUUGGAAGAGAAGCUGCAUUUGCUGAUAACCUGAAGUGGAUGGCCUGUGCUAACAAAGGGUUUUUCACUCAGAUCUCUACCCUGGCUGAUGUGCAGGAGAACGUUAUGGAAUAUCUCCAUGUCCUCAGCCGCCCAAAGGUCAUUGACCAGGAGCACGACGUCGUGUGGACUGAAGCAUACAUUGACAGCACUCUCCCUCAGGCACAAAAGCUUGCUGAUGAUCAGGGAUUGGUGUUGAUGACAACUGUUGCCAUGCCAGUAUUUAGUAAGCAAAAUGAGACUAGGUCUAAAGGGAUUCUCCUGGGAGUAGUUGGCACAGAUGUUCCAGUUAAAGAGCUUUUGAAAACUAUUCCAAAAUACAAGUUAGGAAUUCAUGGAUAUGCUUUUGCAAUUACAAACAACGGAUACAUUUUGACUCACCCAGAACUCAGGCCUUUGUAUGAAGAGGGGAAGAAACGAAGAAAGCCCAACUACAGCAGUGUGGAUCUUUCUGAGGUGGAGUGGGAAGACAGAGAUGAUGUGCUUCGAAAUGCAAUGGUGAAUCGGAAAACAGGAAAAUUCUCCAUGGAAGUGAAGAAGACAGUGGACAAAGGGAAGCGGGUCCUGGUGAUGACAAAUGACUACUAUUAUACAGACAUCAAGGGUACUCCAUUCAGUUUAGGUGUGGCUCUCUCUAGAGGACAUGGAAAAUACUUCUUCAGAGGGAAUGUAACUGUAGAAGAAGGUUUACAUGAUUUAGAACACCCUGAUGUAUCUUUAGCAGACGAAUGGUCCUACUGCAACACUGACCUGCACCCUGAGCACCGGCAGAUGACUCAGUUGGAAGCGAUCAAACGCUACCUCACAGGGAAGGAGCCCCUGCUCCAAUGUGAUAAAGAAUUGAUCCAGGAAGUUUUGUUUGAUGCUGUUGUGAGUGCACCAAUUGAAGCUUAUUGGACCAGUCUAGCAUUGAAUAAAUCAGAGAACUCUGACAAGGGGGUGGAAGUUGCCUUCCUUGGGACACGCACUGGGCUCUCUCGGAUCAACCUGUUUGUGGGGCCAGAGCAGCUGACCAACCAAGACUUCCUGACAUCUGAAGAUAAGGAGAACAUUUUUAACGCUGAUCAUUUUCCACUCUGGUACAGAAGAGCUGCUGAACAAAUACCUGGGAGCUUUGUCUACUCAAUCCCAUUCAGCACAGAAACUUCCAACAAGAGCAAUGUGGUGACAGCCAGUACUGCUAUUCAGCUUCUGGAUGACAGGAAAUCCCCAGUGGUUGCAGCUGUAGGUAUCCAGAUGAAACUUGAAUUUUUCCAGCGAAAAUUUUGGACUGCAAGCAGACAGUGUGCAUCUCUUGAUGGCAGAUGUGCUAUAAGUUGUGAUGAUGAAACAAUCAACUGUUACCUAAUAGAUAACAAUGGAUUUAUUUUAGUGUCUGAAGACUAUCAACAGACUGGUUACUUUUUUGGGGAGGUUGAAGGGGCUGUGAUGAACAAGUUACUAUCAAUGGGCUCUUUUAAGAGAAUUACCCUUUAUGACUACCAGGCCAUGUGUAGGACAAACAAAGAGAGUAGCGACAGUGCCCAUAGCUUACUGGACCCUUAUAAUGCCUUCUUUGCUGCAGUAAAGUGGAUUAUGACUGAACUUGUCUUGUUCCUUGUGGAAUUUAAUCUAUGCAGUUGGUGGCACUCUGAUCUAACAGCUAAAGCUCAGAGGUUGAAGCAGACCCUGGAGCCCUGUGACACAGAGUACCCAGCCUUUGUUUCCGAGCGCACCAUAAAGGAGACCACGGGGAACAUUGCUUGCGAUGACUGUUUCAAGUCUUUUGUUAUCCAGCAGAUCCCAAGUAGCAACCUCUUCAUGGUGGUAGUAGAUAAUGAAUGCUUCUGUGAUUCUAUCCCACCAAUUACCAUGGCACCUAUAGAAAUAAGAUAUAAUGAAUCCCUUAAAUGUGAACGGUUGAAAUCUCAGAAGAUAAGAAGACGCCCAGAAUCUUGUCAUGGAUUUCAUCCUGAAGAAAACGCAAGAGAAUGUGGCGGUGUCUCAGGCCUUAGUGCUAAACCUUCUCUUGUUCUUCUUCCUCUGCUAUUGAUGAUUUUCUCCAGGUGACAUUGACUGAUGUGUUCAACUGGCAUGCUAAAACAUGGAUAAACUGUGAACUGGGAAAUGGUGCAACAUAGAGGACAUGAAAUAUAGUCAGAGCAUCAGCAUUUCAUGAUUUUAAACUGUUGGUGAUAUAAAUUCUUAAAGAUAUGUUGAAAAAAGAUUUAUCUUUUUACUUUGCAAGUCGUGCAGAUGUGAAUUUGGCAUAUGGCAGUCAUGAUUCAUCAAAAAAGGACUUGGUAGAUAGAGGUGACCAUUGCUUUGUCCCACUGAAUACAAUUUAAACUGUGUACUUUUUUCAAUAAAGUAUAUUAAAAUCACAGUUUCAGAGUGUAUUUUAAGUAUGCUAAUAUAUUUGUUCAAAUAAUGAAUGAUGGGAAGAAAAUAAAAUAAAUGGAUGAUAUUUUA
Melospiza melodia melodia is the source of this 4407-nucleotide messenger RNA. RefSeq names its product calcium voltage-gated channel auxiliary subunit alpha2delta 3 (gene CACNA2D3). The transcript is spliced from 38 exons. Lineage: Eukaryota; Metazoa; Chordata; Aves; Passeriformes; Passerellidae. The coding region runs from base 733 to 4005 and encodes 1090 amino acids. The record is from RefSeq and is a predicted model, not a curated record. Gene Ontology annotation, cellular component: voltage-gated calcium channel complex. Gene Ontology annotation, molecular function: voltage-gated calcium channel activity.